Parascedosporium putredinis is the source of this 1047-nucleotide messenger RNA. The record is from the annotation of a GenBank genome assembly. NCBI's taxonomy places the organism in Eukaryota, Fungi, Ascomycota, Sordariomycetes, Microascales, Microascaceae.
AUGUAUACCCACCGAGGGGCCUAUCUUGCGGCGCUCGCUAAUGUCGUGGAAUCAAACUUGAACGUGGACCCCGGAAGGUGUAAAUACCUCUGGACCCUCCCCAUGUUUCAUGCCGUGGGCUGGACCUUCCCCUGGUCGGUCUGCGCGGAAGAAGGAGUCACCCACUUCAAUGCUGCCCCAACCGUAAACACCCUGCUCUGCUCCGCUAAGGAAGCCGAGAGGCUUCCCAGGCCGGUCAAGGUGACAGUGGCCGCAAGCCCCCACCGCGCACUUGUUCGAGCAAAUGGCCAACCUCAACCUCAUCCCCGCCACGUCUACGGCCUUACCGAAUCCUACGGACCUCUCACCGUGUCUUACGAGCUUCCCGCCUGGGAGUCCCUCCCACCCAAGGAGAAGUUCGCCAAGCUUGCUCGCCAAGGCCACGGAUUCAUCACCUCCCUCCCCGUGCGUGUCGUCAAGACCAAGUCCGAGGAGGACGCGGAUUCGGUUGACCCCUCGGAGCCCCAGCUAACGGACGACACCCUCAUCGACGUCGCCAAGGACGGAAAGGAGAUUGGUGAGAUCGUCUUCUUCGGCAACAUAUGCGCCAAGGGGUACUAUAAGGACCCCGAGGCGACCAGGAAGCUAUUCUUGGGCGGUGGCUUGAGAACGGGCGACCUGGCGGUCUGGCACCCGGACGGAAGCGCGCAGAUCCUCGACCGGGCCAAGGACAUCAUCAUUUCGGGUGGAGAAAAUAUCUCUUCCGUCGCACUCGAGUCUCUAUUGGCCGAGCACCCCGGCAUCCUCGAGGUCGCCGUCGUAGCCGUUCAGGACUCGCAUUGGGGCGAGCGCCCCAAAGCGUACAUCACGGCCAAGGACCCGUCCAACCCGCCCACGCAGGAGGAGAUCAUCACCUGGGCCAAGGGAAAGACGGCGGAUCCCAAGGCGGGAAAGAGCGGUAUCAGCGGGUUCAUGGUGCCCCGGGAUGUGGAGGUGCUCGAUGAGCUGCCCAAGACCAGCACGGGCAAGAUUAGGAAGAAUAUCUUGAGGGAAUGGGCAAGGAAAUGA